Molecule: messenger RNA, 2184 nt
Organism: Penicillium lagena
Lineage: Eukaryota; Fungi; Ascomycota; Eurotiomycetes; Eurotiales; Aspergillaceae
Product: Mis6 domain protein
Exons: 4
Coding region: 1-2184 (727 amino acids)
Cellular component (GO): nuclear body; cytosol; kinetochore
Source: RefSeq, a predicted model, not a curated record
AUGGAUAAUUUGGGGAACAAUCGCCAGUCAGUUCGGCUGCUGGACGCGGUCGAACACCUGGAAGCCGUUGCAUUUGUGCCCGUCAAGCAAAGAUACACAGAUGCCAGCGACCUAGCCAAAAUAAUUGCCUCGGACGCGUACGAGAAUGGCAUUCCGCCGAACGAGCUGGCCCGUCUGUUGAAGAUCCUCACGACGAAAAACAGUCUGGACCAAGGCACGGUCACCACCCUGGUCAAGAAUCUAUAUCCGCAAGAGAAGAUAGCGUCCAAGCUGGUCACGCAGGUGGUUUGUUGCCUGGGGCCGAGCAAGAAUAAGCCCAGCGCCGCGACGCAGGCGCUGUCGCUGCGCUGGCUGAUUCUGGUGUAUGACCUGCUCGAAGACAGAGCGCAUCUUGCCAAGCUAUAUGCAGUGCUCUUCAAUUAUCUCGACAUGAUCAGUCUACGGAAGCCGCUGUGUCAUCUGCUAUCGUUGAUCACGCGGCGGAAACACGUCAAGCCGUUUCGCAUCCAGGCUUUGAUGGAGCUGCUUCGGGCAGGAGGGAGCGAGGAAAAAGAGCUCGUUAGUCUGCUCAGGAUCUUCAAGAACUACUAUCCCGAGAUCAUUGUCGGGGAUCUGGGAUUGACCAGGAGAAUGGGGUUGAUUUUCAAGCACCCGGACCCGGAGUGGUCGAGCCACGCGAAGAUCCUUCAUGAUCAGAAUGCAGAACGAGCGGCACAGGCUGGUAAUGACCGGCUGUUUCAGGUGGUUCACCGAGGCACAGUGAAGAGGAGCAAGAUCGAAGUGGUGAUCCCGAGCUUGCAGACGUCUCGCGUGCCGCCGAAACAUACCUCGCUGGAAGAGAUCCGUGAUAUCGGUCACUUCGUCGAGAAAAUUGACAGGAUCGAGCUUCCAAAUCAGAUCAUUUCGACGCUUGGUGAUGCUAUUGCUCAAAAGUAUUUGUUCCUGGUUCAGCCGGAGGCAGCACAUCGUCGCUUGGAUGAGUGGUUGAGAAGCUUUUUGGAGGAUAAGCUGGAACAGCUUCGGGAGAAUGUGGAUGACGAGCCUGAGACAUUAUCUUAUGUUCUGGAUUCUGUUGUGGGAUAUGCUUCGUACACGAAGGAACUCCCGGUCUCGGUCCGUUCUUUUUUGAAGUCAUAUAUCACGAUUUGGAACGGCAAAGAUAAUCGUGAAGAUAUCCUUCGACUCCUUGAGUAUCUCCCCGUGGAGUCCUUCGACUCCUUGCAAGAGGAAUUACUGUCACCUACGGAGGCCGCCGUGCUGGAUGGCACACUUGUGUCCAGAACGGCCUUGCUGGACUUUUAUUCCGCGCUGAUCAGUCAAUGGGGCGUCAAACUGCAGCGGCAGCCCUCGGUCUCCGAAGAGUCAGUCCCUCUGAGCCGUGCGAUUGCGCACGCAGGACUGCUGGCCUCAACCAUGCUCGAGUUUCUACCUGCUGUGGCCGACGAAAACCAGACCAAGCCCGGGACACUCUCUGUGCUUCAAUUCUACAAAGUCCUAACACACCUGUUCUCGUACGCCUCGCAGAACGCGCAUAUCCGACUCACGAUCCCCCUCGCACCGACUGUCUACACCCUCGCUUUCACCUCAUCCGCCUGCCUUCUCUCCAUGCUCAAUUCCAUACUAGCAGGCUACAAAUCCGCAUUUGAGACUUCCCUGAGCUCCAAAGUCCUCCAAUUACCCCACCCCCCAGACCCACUGUAUCCCAAUGAGCUGGUCGGCCAGUUCAACGGCUACGUGAUGGACAUGUGCAAUCUGGUCUGGCGCAAUCGCGCCCUGAACCGAGACGAUCCCAAUGCGCUUGGUUGUCUGAUACCCGCAGAAACAAUUACUGCGCUCACAGAGUACCUCCGAGGAUCCAACGAAGCAUCUAGACGAUACGACCGAGAAAGCGCGUUUCAGUCUACCGUCACAUCCAUCUUCUCAAUCAGCUACCACGCCGCGCUGUGCAAUUUCUCCGCGGCAUGUUUUGCUGAUAUCGAAAAUGACCAAAAUAUCGGGGAGGAUCGCCCCCGACUGCGGAAACCGGUUACCCAGAAGUUCUUGCAGGCGCUUGAGAAGGACGGCGGGGCGAAGGUCACUUGGCAAGAUUAUCGGGUGCAGAUGCUUGACUGGCUGGAGGCCGUUGGAUGUCGGGGCACGAGUGAGUUGAUGAGGAGCACGAUGAAGGCGCUACGGAAGGAGUAA